AUGAGUGAGAUAAAUUUUGAACUAAUUGAUUAAAGGAUAUUUAAGAUUUAUUUCUAUCAAGGUAAUAAGUUUAAAUUUUCAUCAAAUUAGUUUUGGCCAAUAAAUCAAAGGAUACAAUCCAAUAUUAACAUUUACUGUAUCAUAAUUUCAUGUAACCUUAAAAAUGCUUAUUCAUUUUGGGCACAACAAGUAUAUAAAUUUUUAAGAAUAAGUCAAUUAAAAUGUAGUUUAUAUUAAAAUUAAUUGAUAGCUUUUUUGUAAGGAAUAAAUGA
Messenger RNA from Paramecium pentaurelia, 272 nucleotides. Lineage: Eukaryota; Ciliophora; Oligohymenophorea; Peniculida; Parameciidae. The record is from the annotation of a GenBank genome assembly.